GCCCGACGCGCACCAAGCCCGCCCGACGCCGGCGCCGCGCCAGGCAGCGACCAGGCACCCGCAUCGAUCCGAAAAAGGCUGCCCGAGUCCGAUCGGCGCCGAUCAGCUCCGGCAGCAGGCACCCAAGCACAACAGCCCUGAUGGCCGCCGGCCGCCCGCCCCGCGCGCCUUCCUCCGGCAAGGACGCCUCACUCUUACAAGAGAUCGAGGGCAAGCAUCAACAGGCCCAGCAGUUGUUCGCCCUGAAGAAGUAUGGCGAGGCGGUGACGGUCUGGCGCGACGCCUUGAUGCAAGCGCGCGAGAUCCAGAACGUGCAGACGAAAAGAGCCGUGCAGCCCGUCAUCGCCGGAAGCUUAGGCUGCGCCCUCGACCUGAACGGCGAGUUCAAGGAAGCGAUCGAGUGGCACGGCAAGGCCUUCAAGACGCACGGUAGUCUAGGAGACACGCUGGCCCAGUGUGGGGAUAUUUGUAAUGCGGGCAACGCGUACCUCAACGCGGCGUCGGCGGGCGACGUCCAGGCCGUCUCCAGCGCGGAGGAGUGCUUUGGUCUCGGUCAUGUGAUUGCCCUCGAGCACGACCACCGGGACGCGGCGGCGACGGCUUCCGCUGGUUUGGCGAACUGUCAAAAGAUGAGGAGCAACCUCGGCAUGGUCCAGACGGAUAGUGUGAAGGCGCCCACCCUUAGUAGUGUGGCGGAGGAGGAGAAGCCCGCGGACAAGCCGUGCCCCUGGAACGUCAAGAAAACGUUGUCGACGGCCGGCGCAAAUGCGCUGAAGUAA
This is a messenger RNA of Pelagomonas calceolata, 779 nucleotides long. The record is from the annotation of a GenBank genome assembly. Lineage: Eukaryota; Pelagophyceae; Pelagomonadales; Pelagomonadaceae.